AUGAGACGAAUUCAAAACGACGAUGAUUACAUACACCCCGCCCUGUUUCCAGUUGAAACCACCACAGCUCGAAAAUACUGGGAGCCAGAAAGCAAAGAUAAUCCUCUAAAUGCCUGGAAGCACCGUUGUGAACUUAUUGCGAGGACCCCCAGCAGCAAAAUUCUUCAAAACCGGACAAUUGCCAUCAAAGACAAUAUAUCAGUUGGAGGAUUACCCACGACCGUUGGAACAUUCAAGGAGCUUUUAUGCGAAGAAGAUGGCAGUCUUCCGCUCUCCACAAUAGAUGCCGCGGUGGUGUCGCGUAUCCUGGAAGCUGGUGCGACGAUCAAAGGCUCUUCAAACUGUGAGAACUAUUGCGCAUCUCCCCUUUCCUUUAGUGCGGCCAAUGGGCCUGUUCACAAUGCCUGGAAGUAUGGAUAUACUUCGGGAGGAAGUAGCAGUGGCUCCGCAAGCCUGGUUGCUGCUAAUAUUGUCCAACGUGAACAGGGGGGAUCUUUUGGGGAAAUAGUUGAUCUGGCUAUCGGGGGUGACCAAGCAGGAUCGGUCAGGAUUCCAGCUUCCUACAGUGGAAUAUACGGUCUUAAGCCAACGUAUGGACUUGUACCGUACACCGGCGCAGUAUCUUUGGCGCCUAUGAUUGAUCAUCUGGGUCCUCUUGCAAAUAACCUGGAAGACAUCGCAUUGUUGCUUCAAGUCAUGGCAGGCUAUGAUGGGAUUGACCCGCGCAUGACUCCAGAAUCACCACUGAGAUCCCAGGUGCAGGAUUAUCCGCGACUUUUGUCACAAUUUCGAGAUCGCAAACUUGAGCAAGGAGAGGAUUUCGGCUCUGGGCUGACCAUCGGCCUUCUCGCAGAAUCAUUUGAAAUACAGGGGUUGUCUGAAGAAGUUCGCGAUACUGUUCGACAAUCAGCCCGAGAAUUCUUCACGGCUGCUGGGGCGAAAGUUGUGGACAUCUCUAUACCGCAUCACCGUGACGGCAGUUUGAUCUGGACUGCUGCCACUCGAAUGUCCAUGUCGGAAUGGGUCUUCCAGGGCAAGACAUCCGGAUUACUUUCUUUCUUGCCUUCUCACAUCCACCCUCGAUGGCCCCCCGACCAGAGAAUGUACGAGCUGACCACAGCGACAAAUCCAGCUGCUGUCAACGUGAUGCUCAGUGGACCGUUUCUCCAAGAGCAUUUUGGUCCUCAGGUGGAAGCCAAGGCCCACCGUAAGGUGUUUGAGCUUCGGGCGGCAUAUGACCAGGCGUUCAUGCAGGUAGAUAUCCUUGUCACACCUUGUGCACCCACGGUUGCGAUGCCACACCCCACGAUGCAGGUUAAUGAAGAUGGCUCCUAUUCGAGCGUCAUGGAUAAACUGUCCGCGGCGGUUGGCGUGACGACGAACACGGCGUCGUUUAAUGUUACUGGUCACCCUGCGCUGAGCGUGCCAUGCGGGUUCGGUCAAGACUCGGACGCGUCCGAGGUUAAACUGCCGAUCGGCAUGCAACUCGUGGGGCGUCGAUGGGAAGACGCAACAGUGGUGAAAGCGGCGGCAGUGUUUGAAGAAGGCAGAAAGCGAAUUUGCAUAGAUGGGGGUUGA
Penicillium cosmopolitanum is the source of this 1578-nucleotide messenger RNA. RefSeq lists its product as uncharacterized. Bases 1 to 1578 code for a protein of 525 amino acids. NCBI's taxonomy places the organism in Eukaryota, Fungi, Ascomycota, Eurotiomycetes, Eurotiales, Aspergillaceae. The transcript has a single exon. The record is from RefSeq and is a predicted model, not a curated record. Gene Ontology annotation, molecular function: catalytic activity.